This is a messenger RNA of Fomitopsis serialis, 1794 nucleotides long. RefSeq lists its product as uncharacterized. Gene Ontology annotation, molecular function: zinc ion binding; protein binding; histone methyltransferase activity. Gene Ontology annotation, cellular component: nucleus. The transcript has 8 exons. The coding region runs from base 378 to 1337 and encodes 319 amino acids. The record is from RefSeq and is a predicted model, not a curated record. NCBI's taxonomy places the organism in Eukaryota, Fungi, Basidiomycota, Agaricomycetes, Polyporales, Fomitopsidaceae.
GCGUCUCCCUCACCUUCGCAUGCCGACGACUCGGAAGAAGAGAUUGCAUCUAUCUGGAUGACGCUGAAGUCGAGGCAUCCGACGGACAGGCAAGCAGCGAGGUGGGCCCGACAAGGCGUCAAUUGAGGCCUCGCAAUAAGUCUGGCAGCACUGCGCCGUUGGGAGAUUCUCGCGACGCAUCCCGUUCCCGCCGUUCUACUAGAUCCAGCAGUUCUUCUGAUGGGCCAGCGGAACUAAGCGACCACUUCGACCCCUCGUUCGUUGAGCCGCGCAUAGCCAGCCCGAGCGAUGAGCCUGAAGUAGAGCUGAACGCACUCGAAGAAGCGGCCAGGAAAGCCGGUUUCCUGUCGCUCAGCUGGAAGAAGGAUCAUCGUCGAAUGAUGAAGGAGUUCGCAAACUACUACGUCUUGGCGAAGGAUCUCCCACACGAACUUCAAGAUCGGAUCAAUGCUCUCGGUCCACGAGCACGUAGGGAGGGUGACAUGCAAAUCAAGAUCCUCGAACAGGCCAUAAUCGAGAAUACAUUCGAGGACGAGCCUCACGCUCCGCCCAUCCGUAUCAUCAACCAGAUCGACGACGAGGAGCUCACGCCACCCUUCGAAUUUCACUAUUCAAACCUUAUGUGGCACGGCGAGGGUGUACCAAAGCCCGACGCGGCGAAAUUGCAAGGCUGCGGAUGUCUAGGCCCCUGCGAUCCCAACUCGAAGACGUGUGAGUGUCUCGCGCGCCAGAAGGCGUAUCACGAGGCCGGUUUCUUGUAUCAUGGAGGAAGGAACAAGGGACAGUUGAUUCAACACAACUACCCUAUCUUCGAAUGCAAUGACUUCUGUGGUUGUUCCGAUGAUUGUGUCAAUCGUGUGGUGCAACAUGGACGAAGAUACCCCAUCGAGAUUCGCAAGACUCGGGACAAGGGAUGGGGUGUAUUUGCAGGUCCAAAGAGGAUCCCCAAGAAUACAUACUUGGGGAUCUAUGCAGGUGAAUACUUGCUGGAGGCAGAAGCUGAAGCCAGGGGCCAUGUCUAUAACAAGUUUGGACGCACAUACCUCUUUGAUGUUGACUUCUGGCACCUCAGGCAAGGCAAGGAUGAAUGGAACUCCCAAUUCAGUGUUGAUGCAUACCAUGCUGGAAAUUUCACACGAUACCUUAACCACAGCUGUGACCCCAACUGUUGCAUCAAUCCUUGCUACAUCAAUGAGGCCAACCUUGACAAGCCCCUCCUACUAUAUUCACCCAGCGGGAUGUUGCUCCAGGAGAUGAGUUAUGCUUCUCCUACUAUGGGAAUGAUGAUGAGGAUGAUGAGGAUGAGGAUGACAAGGCUCAGAAUGCAGUGGAAGUAAGAAACUUUGAUGAUGCAGUCUAUGUGAAAUGUCGGUGUGGUGCAAAGAACUGCAAAGGACGCAUGUGGAAGGAAUAAUUAUAUGCCAAGCUUGUUCUCUUGGUUCUUUUGUUAUGGGUUCGGAUCAGUUAUUGAGCAUAAGUAGAUUGCACAGGAUACAUGAGUAUGUUACAUCCAAUAUCAGUGUGUCAGCAUUAUAGGAGAAUCCAGAAUGUCAAUGACACCCUCAGGAGAUUGGGUGUCAGCAGUAUGUAGGUUGAUCCAAUCCAGUCUCUGCAGCCUGCUGCUAGGCAGCAUUUUGCCUUCCUUCCCAAGGCACCCCAUUAUUUUCCUCUAAUUCCCAUCUACACAGAGCAUCUUCAUCCCAUGUUUUUCCAGACAGAUCACCUGCAGGCUUCAGAAAUACCUGAUCUUUGAAUUGAGGUGGCAGAUAAUCAUUUGUAACAGGAUGUCUGAUA